UAGGCGCUCUAGUUUUGUUGGUCCUUACCAGGUAAGAGGUCAGCGGUUCAACACUUGCUAACAGUAACAUUUGGCAGAAAGAGCUCAAAAAGAAUACAGAGAGUAGAAACAGACGUUAAACAUGUUACACGUUGGCAGCAGAAGCAAAACCAUAUCCCUCUCAGAUUACAAAGUCACAAAUGGAUACGGAUUUUACCACAUAGUAAGAUGCAACUGCAACCAUGCUUCAUCAUCGGUGCGGCCCCAAGAGGUAAUUAUAAAGGAGAGAAUAAGAAAAAUGUUUGGGAAAAUAGAGAUAUCUCCAUCUUGCUAUGACACUGCUUGGGUAGCCAUGGUCCCUUCAAGAGAUGAGCCGAAGCAGCCAUGUUUUGCACAGUGCUUGGAUUGGAUCCUUGAAAAUCAGAGAGAAGAUGGAUCUUGGGGUUUGAGUCCUACCCACUCAUUGCUUGUGAAAGACUCCCUUUCUUCUACUCUGGCUUGUUUGCUUGCUCUCUCCAAAUGGAGUGUCGGACACAAGUUAGUCCAAAGAGGACUGGAUUAUAUAGGAAGACAGAGUUGGUCAAUUGAUAAUAAGGGUCAAAUUUCAGCGGGAGGAUUCGAUAUUAUAUUUCCUAGCAUGAUCAAGUAUGCAAGGGAACUGAACUUGAAUGUGCCUUUGGACCAAAACCUCGUAAAUGUCUUGUUCCAGAAACAAGAUUCAGCAAUGGAAAGGAAUGAUCUGAUGGAGUGUAAAACCAACCCUGAAUAUUACUAUGCCGAAGGCCUUGGCGAAUUAUGUCAAUGGGAAGAGUUGAUGACUUAUCAAAAGAAGAACGGAUCACUUUUCAACUCACCAGCCACUACUUCAGCUGCUUUGGUUUUUCAUUGCCAUGAUGAAAAGUGCCUUGGAUACAUAAAUUCAAUCCUGAAACAACACAAAGAUUGGGUUCCUACUAUUUAUCCUACGACAAUACCUACACGUCUGCAAAUGGUCGAUACCCUGCAAAAGCUGGGAGUGGACCGACAUUUCGAAGCAGAAAUCAGAACUGUUCUAGAUGAAACAUACAGACUUUGGGAGCAAAAGGACGAAGAGGUUUUUUCAGAUGUUGCUUAUUGCGCCAUGGCGUUUCGACUAUUACGGAUGUACAACUACAAAGUUUCCUCUGAAGAAUUAGCACGAUUCAUAGGUCAAGAACAUUUCAUCAAUUCGUUAAAUGCACAAUGUACAAGUCAUGAGGAUGCAAUUCUUGAGCUACACCAAGCCUCACAGUUGGCCUUUGAUGAGAAAGAUCACAUUCUGGAUGAAAUAAGUACUUGGACAGAAGCUUUUCUGCAGCAGGAGUUAUUAGAGGACAGUAAUCUUGAUAGGAUGUCACAAAACGAGGUGGAACACGCUUUGAGGAAUUUCAGUGCAACCCUUGAACGAGCCGAAAAUAGACGAUACAUCGAGUCAUAUGAUGUAAAUAUGUUCAAAUUUUCAAAAACAGCUUACAGGUCCCCCAACAUAUACAACAUGGAUUUCACACUAUUCUCUAUGCAUGAUUUUAAUUUAUGCCAAACAGUACACCAGCAAGAUAUUCAAGAACUCAAGAGGUGGUAUGAAGAUUGCAAACUAGACCAAUUAGGAAUUUCACCAAAAUAUAUAUACACUUCAUAUAUGCCAAUGUCUUCAUUAUUCUUCGGACCUGAAUUCUCGGAUGCUCGUUCCGUGUUUGCAAAAUAUGUUUUGCUCACAACUCCACUUGAUGAUUUUUUCGACGAAUUGGCUUCCCAAGAAGAGCUGCUCAACUUAAUCGAAUUAGUAAAAGGGUGGAAUCGGCAUUCAACCAUUGGCUACGUUUCGGAGAGAGUUAAAAUUUUAUUUUUAGCAAUAUACAACACCUUUAAUGAAUUUGCAGCCAAGGCAGAGAUUAUGCAAGGUCGGUGUGUCAAAGAUCAAAUAUUUAGCUUGGUAAGCUACAGUCUGGUUUUUUUUUUUGNUGGGCCAAAACUUUCGGAGGAAGUUAUAAAAAGUGCAGAACUUGGUGAAAUAUGCAAAUGUACGACUAUGGUGUGUAGACUCCUUAAUGACACUCAAACUUACAAGAAAGAAAAAGAAGAGAGGUCAAGUAACAUAGUCAACAUACUCGUAACACAAAGUGAAGGAACGGUUUCGGAAGAAGAGGCAGUAGAAGAGGUAAAAGAAAUGCUGGAGAAGAACAGAAGAAAAUUGCUGAGAAUGGUGCUUCAUAAGAAAGAAAGCAGUCAGUUGCCGCAAGUAUGCAAAGAUCUGUUUUGGAACACGAGCAAAGUAGCUCAUAUUCUAUACUCAAACGGCAAUGAGUUUCGUUCUCCAGAGGGACUCAAGAGUAAUAUAAACGCAUUAUUUUACAAACCAGUCGACCUAUCCCCAACACAAGCCUAAUAUAAGAGUCGCGCCAAAUAGCCAGUGCUGAAACCCCAAACAGAUUUUAAUGAGUUUUGUUGUUCUUAAACUGAAUGUUAGCUUAUCCUGAUGCUAUAUAUCUCUAUGACCAAUUGUGUUCA
Molecule: messenger RNA, 2505 nt
Organism: Nicotiana tabacum (common tobacco)
Lineage: Eukaryota; Viridiplantae; Streptophyta; Magnoliopsida; Solanales; Solanaceae
Source: RefSeq, a predicted model, not a curated record